GGGACAGCCGUACCCUAACCUUAACCUUAACCCAUACCUUAACCAUAACCCUUACCCAACCCUAAUCUUAACCCUUACAGUAACCAUUGUUAAUGUCAACUUCAAUUGGGGAAGGGAGGUCCCAAGGAUACUGAUUAGCAAGGACCAAAAUUCCAUCCCACCUGAACAGACUGAAAUUCUAGGCGUUGUUUUCUCUCCAAAAGCUCUUAAACUAAAAGUGCAUUUUCACAAUUUCCCCAAUUUCAGAAUUUUAUUUCGAUCUCAUAUUGUGGAAAUGUUGAGUAAAUCACGUUUUUGAUUGUACUGCUCCUUUAAGCGGGGAGGCAGCGGCAACGGGGAACUGGCUGCUUCUGGUUUCAAGGCACAUAUAAAUACAAAGCGGAGCCGGGUACGAGGAAAACACAAAGGAGAAGAGGAGAAUUCUCACGUUUAAAACUGAAGACUAACGGAGUCAGACCCCCUAGAAGAGGAGCUUGGACGGCAUGCAAAGUUGUGAAAUAUCUUCAGACAGCACUGAUGACCCCCUUAGUAGAGACCUACGCACUCGUCGACAGCCUCGAAUAGUAGUGAUCGGCGCGGGCUUGGCCGGUCUCGCAGCUACCAAGAGCCUCCUGGAAAGCGGCUUCACGGAUGUCACAGUCCUAGAGGCGUCAGACCGCGUCGGAGGGAGAGUUCAAAGCAUUCAGCACGGACAAACGACUUUGGAGCUCGGAGCCACCUGGAUCCAUGGCGCUAACGGGAACCCGGUGUACCACCUGGCGGAGGACAACGGGCUGCUGGAGCACACCACGGACGGCGAGCGCAGCGUGGGCCGCAUCAGCCUGUACACCAAGAACGGCGUGGCCCACUACCAGACCAACAGCGGUACCAGGAUCCCCAAGGACCUGGUCGAGGAGUUCAGUGACCUCUACAAUGAGGUAUACGAGUUGACUCAGGAGUUUUUCCAGAAUGGGAAGCCUGUGUGUGCUGAAAGCCAGAACAGCGUUGGGGUGUUCACGAGGGACGUGGUGCGCAAGAAGAUCACGCUGGACCCCGACGACUCGGAGAGCACCAAGAGACUCAAGCUGUCCAUGCUCCAGCAGUACCUCAAGGUGGAGAGUUGUGAGAGCUCGUCCCCCAGCAUGGACGAGGUCUCGCUGAGUGAGUUCGGCGAGUGGACGGAGAUCCCAGGGGCCCACCACGUCAUCCCGGGAGGCUUCAUGAAGGUCGUGGACCUCUUGGCGCAGGACAUUCCGUCCCGCGUGAUGCACCUGGGGAAACCCGUCCGCCGCGUCCACUGGAACUACUCCGCCCAGCAACAGGAGGAGAUCGCUCACGGCGACAACAACAAUCGGCACGAAGACGGCGACCAUAACGACGACCAACGUUGCCAUGGUGAGCCCAACCCCAAUCCGGGUCACGCGUACCCCAUCAGCGUAGAGUGCGAGGACCUCGAGUCGCUCCCCGCCGACCACGUGAUCGUAACCGCCUCGCUCGGCGUCCUCAAGAACCGCCAUGAGGCGCUCUUCUCACCCUCGUUGCCCGAGGACAAAGUCCUCGCCAUCGAGAAGCUCGGCAUCAGCACCACUGACAAGAUUUUCCUGGAGUUCGCCGAUCCCUUCUGGAGCCCCGAGUGCAACAGCAUCCAGUUUGUGUGGGAGGACGAGGCGCAGCUGGAGCAGCCGGUCUACCCCGAGGAGCUGUGGUACCGUAAGAUCUGCUCAUUUGACGUGCUGUACCCGCCCGAGCGCUACGGCCACAUGCUGAGCGGCUGGAUCUGUGGCCAGGAGGCACUGCUCAUGGAGCGCUGCGACGACGAGACGGUGGCCGAGACCUGCACCAAGCUGCUGCGACGCUUCACAGGGAACCCCAACAUUCCUAAGCCGAGGCGGAUCCUGCGCUCAUCGUGGGGCAGUAACCCAUACAUCCGUGGCUCCUACUCCUUCACCCGGGUGGGCUCCAGUGGGGGUGACGUGGAGAAGCUAGCCAUGCCCCUGCCUUACACCAAGAGCACCAAGGCUCCGCCUCUACAGGUGUUAUUCGCCGGGGAAGCCACCCACCGGAAAUACUAUUCCACGACUCAUGGUGCAUUGCUGUCGGGACAGAGAGAGGCCACUCGUCUUACAGAGCUGUACCAGGACUUGCACAAAGAAACCACAAAGCCUAACAUGUAAAAACGACUAAUGAACCACUGACUAGUGAUAAAAAAUUAAAUAAACAACUUGUGUUUUAUGAUUUCUAUAUUUUAAUAUUUUUUAGAUUAAGUUAUGCAUGUAAAAGCAUAGUAGGGGCAUUAACAAUUAUAAUGAUGAUAAUGAUGAAUACAGUUUUUACUGUAUUGUAGAUAUAUAGAGAGGGAGAGCGUGGUAGAUUUGACCACUUAUAUGAGAUGUACUGUAAAAAGGCUGCAAAGGGUGCUGUCAUCUCUUGUCCAUCAAUCUGUUGUUUAAAAAUAUAUAUAUAAUAACACGUCUAUAAUUUAACUGUUUUUUUGUAAGUGCCUUCUUUAUUUAAUGUCAUGUUAUUGAAAAACAAACAAAAAAUGAUGGCAAGAAUGAAUAAACUUGUAUAUCAAUGUGA
Oncorhynchus kisutch (coho salmon) is the source of this 2559-nucleotide messenger RNA. It is a transcript of the gene smox, whose product is annotated as spermine oxidase. The coding region runs from base 483 to 2153 and encodes 556 amino acids. The record is from RefSeq and is a predicted model, not a curated record. Gene Ontology annotation, molecular function: polyamine oxidase activity. Gene Ontology annotation, biological process: spermine catabolic process. Lineage: Eukaryota; Metazoa; Chordata; Actinopteri; Salmoniformes; Salmonidae. The transcript has 7 exons.